UAUAAAUCUUGACUAGGAAAAAAUACGGAAUAUUAUCCAAAUCCAAAGUGACUUGACGGAAUCGUAUAUUCAAAUCCCAACACAAUUUUGUCUCCUCUUCCAGCACAAUUUUUCUUCCCAUUGUUUAAUAUGUUAAUCACUUAACGGAAUCGUCCCUUGUUAACAAAUAAUCCCUCCAGUCUUUCCGUGCAAUUUCCUUCUACCGCAAGAAACUGUCAACCCCCAGCCCACCUCUUGUUUUUCUAUAUAUCUUCAUUUUCUUAGUUACUCCUUCUCGUUUGCAUUUUACAACUGAAAGCCCCAAUCAGGGUCCUAUUUGAAAUCGCUUUCCAGAAGUUCGUCAGGAAAAUUUUCUUGUUAAUAUUUUCUGGUUAUAGGGUUAGGUGUUUUGAUUAAGCAAAAAUGGAAGAAGGGACUUCAUCUGUUGUAAAUGAAGAAGGAGAUCUCAUGGACUUGCCUCCAGGUUUCAGAUUCCAUCCAACAGAUGAGGAGAUUAUUAUUCAUUAUCUUAUAAAGAAGGUAAUGGACAGGCGAUUUGCAGCUAGAGCCAUUGGAGAAGCUGAUCUGAAUAAGUGUGAACCCUGGGAUUUACCAAAGAAGGCAAAGAUGGGGGAGGAAGUAUGGUACUUCUUUUGCCAGAGGGAUAGGAAAUAUCCAACAGGAAUGCGAACAAAUCGAGCAACAGAAUCUGGAUACUGGAAGGCAACUGGAAAAGAUAAGGAAAUACACUACAAGCAGCGAAGGAACUGUCUUGUUGGGAUGAAAAAGACUCUUGUUUUCUACAAAGGGAGAGCUCCUAAAGGAGAGAAAUCUAAUUGGGUUAUGCAUGAAUAUCGACUUGAAGGCAAUUUUUCCCAAUACAACUUUUCUAGGGCUGCAAAGGAGGAAUGGGUUAUUUGUAGAGUUUUCCACAAGAGUACAGGGGUGAGGAAAAUUCCAGGUGCAGAACUAUCAAGGAUGGACUCUUUUAACGUGGAUCAUUUCCUGGAUAGCCCAACACUGCCGCCUUUAACCGACAUUUCUUAUAAUCCCACUGUAUACAGACCAAGCUCAAGCUUUAAACCUGAUCAUGAACCUAAAUUCAAAGGGAAAAUUUCCCCGUCGAGAUUAAUACAAAUGCAACUUGAUCAGAAAGCCUUCCUUUUGCCUUCACAUAAUUUGAAAAAUUUCAAUUCUACCUAUCCUGAUCCAAUUCCCUAUUCACACGUUAGUGUUCCUCCUAACUCAAUGUUUUCCUACCAAGAUGGGAUUGGUUCGACUUCUAGCUAUGGUCCAAUCUUCCCCUUCAAAGGUGCUGAACAGGCUAAUUUAAAUCUUUUGAUGGCACCUGAUCAUAGGAUAUCAGAACUCGAAAAGAAGUGCAAACCGGAAGGCAACAAUUCUUGGAUCAGUCAUUCUCAAGAUACCGGAUUGAGUACUGAUAUUGCCACUGAGGGAGAUAUUGAAAGCAAGAAGUCAUUUGAAGACCUUGAUGGUCUUUCAUUCAGUCCUGAUAUUUCAGAUUUUGAUUCAUUGUGGAGAUACUGAUUUAAGUACAGAACUAAUCAGCAUUCUGAUUAUUUACUGUCCUUCUUGAUUAGUGCAAUCCUGUUCUUCCAUUCCAGUAUUUAGUCCAUGGAAGAAGAGCUCAUCAUCGUUCAAAUUGCUUUGUGCAUAAUAAUCUAUCAUUUUAGGGCAUUCAUGUUUACAUUUUCAACCGUAGAUGCUAGGAAAUCUCCUGAUUGCUAACAUUGUGGCUUGUAUAAAUCGUGAUUGCUUCAUUUUUUAGUGGUUAAUUAGUUGUUCAGUAUUUGAUCAUGUACUGAUUGAUGGAAUUUUUAUAUAAGAGUUGAUUGUUAUAGUUA
Messenger RNA from Olea europaea var. sylvestris, 1844 nucleotides. Its product is annotated as NAC domain-containing protein 79-like. The record is from RefSeq and is a predicted model, not a curated record. Gene Ontology annotation, biological process: regulation of DNA-templated transcription. Gene Ontology annotation, molecular function: DNA binding. The coding region runs from base 403 to 1527 and encodes 374 amino acids. NCBI's taxonomy places the organism in Eukaryota, Viridiplantae, Streptophyta, Magnoliopsida, Lamiales, Oleaceae. The transcript has 3 exons.